UUUUUCCCAGCCCAGCCCACUUGCCUGCAAACCCUUCUCUUCUCCUUCCUCUCUCUCGACCUCGCCCUCGCUCACGGCUCACCCUCGCUGCCUCUCGCUCUCUGCCUCCUCGUCUCUUGCUCGUCCGCUCGUGCUUGCCCUCGCUCUCUGCCUCUCUCUUGCUCUCGCUCGCCCUCGCUGGCUCUCUCUUGCUCUCGCUCGGGCUCGGUCCCUCUUGCUCUCGCUCGCCCUCGCUGCCUCUCGCCCUCGCUCUCUGCCUGACUGACUUUCUCUUGCUCUCGCUCGCCCUCGCCCCCACGCUCGCUCGGCCAGUCGGCUUCGCCCUCUUGCGCGCUGCCCUGCCUCUGAUUCAGGUCUUCGUUUUACCCCCCCAAACUUCCAGAUUUGCUUCAUUCGAGCCCAGUUAAAAUAAAAUGAAGAAGUACGGUUUGCAACUUAGGGUUCCACCAACCCAGCAAAAGAAGCAGCCAACCCGGCCUCCCCUUCCAACUCCUCUUGGCUUCCAUGAUGAGGAUGAAGAUGAUGUUGAGAGGGAGAUUUCUCGUCAGGCCAGCAAGAACAAGGCUCUCAAAGAAAUUGAGGAGCAGCAUAAGAAAGCCUUGGAGGAAGAUCCCUCUGUGUUUGAUUAUGAUGGGGUAUAUGAUGAAAUGAAACAGAAAGCAACUCGUCCUUUGGUACAAGAUAGGCAGGAGAGAAAGCCGAAGUAUAUUCAAGCCUUGAUUGAAAAGGCAAAAGUACGUGAGCGGGAACAUGAGAUAAUUUAUGAGAGAAAACUUGCUAAAGAGAGAAGCAAAGAGGAACAUCUCUAUGCAGACAAGGACAAGUUUGUUACCAGUGCUUACAAAAAGAAACUUGCGGAGCAGGCUAAGUGGUUGGAGGAAGAACGUCUGCGGCAACUUCGAGAAGAGAAAGAUGAUGUUACGAAGAAGAAAGACUUGAGUGACUUCUACUUCAACCUAUCAAAAAAUGUUGCUUUUGGUGGCCUAGAUGCUGAGACAAGGAAAUCUGAGCAGGAGCAAAAAGAAGCAGUUGUUAGUACGUCAGAAGAACGAUCUAUAUCGGCUGAAUCUCACUUGGACUUCACCAAGCAGAGGGAGGGGCAUCAAGGUGGGCCUUCAACCCAACCUGAGGAGAGAUCCAAAUCUGUAGAUGAAAAGCCAGUUGUUGAUGCUUCCACAGACGGUGUAGCUGAAAAAUCAUCCGAAGACCAACCAAUACGCGAUCAUCAUAAAAGAAAUGAAGAUGCAGUUGCUGCAGCCAAAGAACGGUUUCUGGCACGGAAGAGGGCAAAGGAACAAUAGGUGACCAUCUAACAUCCAAAGACACGUUAACCGUUGAUAUAUAUAUAUAUAUAUUUUGGUGAUGUCCUCUGGUUGCCAUGAGAGUGUUGUCUAAAUCUUUUUCAUCAGGCAAUCAACUUGUAUAAUCGGGUGCCAGAAUGUCACGCUUGUCUCUUAUCUGCUAGUUCCGUGGUUUUGUUCAGCCUACCCUAGAAUACAUUAUGUGCCAUCAUCUUUGUUUUGCUUAAA
Diospyros lotus (date-plum) is the source of this 1529-nucleotide messenger RNA. RefSeq lists its product as uncharacterized. The coding region runs from base 414 to 1301 and encodes 295 amino acids. The transcript has 5 exons. Gene Ontology annotation, biological process: regulation of alternative mRNA splicing, via spliceosome. The record is from RefSeq and is a predicted model, not a curated record. Lineage: Eukaryota; Viridiplantae; Streptophyta; Magnoliopsida; Ericales; Ebenaceae.